AUGCCAAUCAUUAUAGGUGUUGGAAUAGUAUUAACUGUAUUCUAUUAUCAGCUAUGGAUUGCACUCGAUGAGUGGGAAAGGGACAGUAACAUAUGGAUAAAUUAGACGCAGUAAAAAAUCCUAUACAAUUCUGUACUAUCACAAUAACUUCUAGAAUAGUACAGCUUUAACUAACUCUAAUUACAUAUGGUGGUUAUGAAAAGUUUACUCUCAAAAUAUUAAUAAUCUAUCAUCAUAUAAAAUCCUGCAGCUCAUUUUACAGUUUGUUCAUAUAGAGAAUUGAUGUUCAAUUAAUGUGCUUAAAAUGUUUAUGACUAAUUAAACGAAAAUAUGUUAUAUGCAGAUAUUUACUUUUCAAGAUCUAUUUUUGAAUUUAAACUCCUUACUACUCAACAAUAAUAUUUCAUUGAAAUGAAUAAUAGAGUUUCUUUUUAUGCAAGGGCAUCUUAUCUAGCAACUCAAAAUGAAGGACUUAUCUAAAUGGUAUACUUUUAUAAUUCAGAUACAACUUCUUUAUAAAAUGGCGUACCUUCAAAGUAUUUCAACUAUACAAAUGCUGAUUAUUAAUCCUGUAUGGGAAGUGGUUUCAUAGAACCAUAUGACCCAAGAUGUAGACAUUGGUACACCUACGCUUAGUAAAAUCAAGGAUUCUUCAUUUAUGAGCCUUAUCUCAAUGCUGUAGUAGGCAAUUUACUGAUGACUCUUUCUAGUUAAGUUGAUUAUAAAAACGAGUUUUAUUCAGUAGAUAGUAUAGAUUUCGGAAUGUAAAACAUAGUUUAAUUAUUUAAUUCAGCUUUAAGUGAGAACGCAUAUUCAGUACUAAUUCAUGAGUUCAAUCAAACAGUAUUUUAUCAUCCUAUGCUAUUAUUCUAUCAGGUUCUGUCUUGGGCAGAUUUAGAAUUUAUUAAUAUAAAUUAAUACUGCAGCGAUUCUGUAGAAUUAAUGUAAUAAUGCUAUAACUAAAAAGAAGACUUUUCUAAUUAAAUAGAUGAGACAAUACAAUUUAUCAAAAAUGGAAAUUAUUCUAUUGAAGAUCAAUUUAACUUAGAUUAACUGUAUUAAAGAUGGGAAAGAUUUGGAUAAAAACUGAUAAGCAUAAUUUUCCCUAUCAAGAGCUAGAUAAAAGGAUUUAAUAACCAAUCGCCAUAUUCUUACGCUAUAUUAAUGACCGCAAGAGUAAUAACAGAUAAAAGCGAUGAUCUGAAGUUGUUUCACCUUUUGAAUGUGAAUUAUAUAAGAAUACCAUUGAUAAUAGAAUUUAUUAUACUGUUAAUUCUAUUCUUAAGAAGAAGCUACAUGGAGUAAUAAUCUUGCUAAUUAAGCUAAAAAAUAAAAAAUCAAAUCAAAUAGAAAUAAUAAACACAAUAGAUAAAUCGUUAAUAAUCCAAAAGUUUUCAAAAAAAAUCACUUUACAAUAAAGCAAAUAAAAUAAAAAAUGACGAUUCUUUAAAUGUUUAAUAGUAAAAUGACUAAUCUGAUAAUGGAUAGUAAAUUAAAAUAAAUUAAAUAAAAAGUAGCCAAAAUAAAUUUAUAACAGAGGAAUAGCAGUUAAUGAAGCAAAGUCAUUCUAAAUAUAAUUUUAAAUAAAUUGAUGAUGAGUAGAAGUAUUUAAAAAAAUACUAAGAAUAAUUAUCGCCAAAAAUUAAUGAAGCAAGAUCUAUAUUGAAUAAUUCAAAUACCUAUAAUUAAUCAUAAAUUAUGUUUAAAAAGUAAAUGAAAUUGAAUGAAUUUAUACCAAAUAAGUCACUAUAAAGUAGUUCUUAUAAUACAAUUUACUAAAAAAAUACAUAAGAAAAAAACUACUCAGCUUUAAAAAUAAGGAAAAGCAUUGGUAAGUCUAAGCUUAGUUCUAAAUAUUCUUAGAAAAAUGAUAACUUUGAUUAUGUUUAAUAAUUAGAAUUCCUCUAAGAAAAGAACAAAGACGAAAAUUCUUAGAAUCAAAACUCAAAAGAUGUUAUGAAUACUCUUUUUCAUUUCACUAAGGCCAAAGCUACUUUUUAAUAGCUCAAAAACCAAAUUGGUCUGUCUAGAUGUUAUUUUAAUCUUGGUUUAAUUUAUAUUUUAAAACAUAAUUACAAUCUAGCUUAAGAAUAUUUUGAAUCAUCAAUUAUUUUAAGUUUAGAAGUUCUUGGUUUAGACUAUUUAAGCUUAAUCAAUCAAAAAUUAAUUUUCAAAUAAGAGGAGGGAACAGAGAGCUAACUUACAAUUCUAUGCAAAAGAAUUUGUUCAAAAGCAUAUUCUUGCAAAUAAUAUGCUCUUUAAUAGAUUUACUUAGAAGAUAACUCCUUUGAAAAUAAUUAUUUCUUUGAAUAGUAAUAACAAAACUAAUAAAUGGAACUAAAUGUUUAAAAAAUAAAUUAUUUACUAAAGAAUUCACUAGAGUCAUAUAAAGCGUUUUUCCUUUGUUAAUCUUAUUAAAAUCAAUCCAAAAACCUUACAGAAGAAAACUCUUUUAACAAAAUUAAAUGCACAGCUAAUGGAGAAGUAAAUAUAAUCAAUUAAAUUUACGAAAUUUAAAAGAGUAGAUAGAAGUUCUUGAGAGGAUUGAUAGAGAUUAAACAAUAUAACUACAGAGAGGCUAUUGAAUAGUUUACUUUGUUUAUUGAGGAGGGAUCUUAUUACAGUUGUCAAUUAAGAAGGAAAGCAAUUCAUCACCUUAAUUAGCUAUUUAUGAUAGAAUUUAAUAAAUAAAUAGAUUUGAAGAAAAUUUAUUUGGAUUAAAAAGCUUGUAUUCCAUAUGAUAUAACAAUAAUAAUAUAGCUGGAAUAUUAGAGUUAAUAUUCUUCUUUCGAGUCUU
Tetrahymena thermophila SB210 is the source of this 2797-nucleotide messenger RNA. Its product is annotated as tetratricopeptide repeat protein. The annotation marks the transcript as partial. The record is from RefSeq and is a predicted model, not a curated record. The transcript is spliced from 12 exons. Gene Ontology annotation, molecular function: protein binding. Lineage: Eukaryota; Ciliophora; Oligohymenophorea; Hymenostomatida; Tetrahymenidae.